AGCCCUUUAUUUACACCAGAUGACGCGCCAGAAGCGAGGACAAGGCCCGUGAUAUUUAUUCUCGGGGGCGUAGGAGAGAUAUCUAGUCCGUUCUAGCUUCUCGAAGUAUGUCCUCGUGUAGUUCGGUGUCCAAAAGCGUAGCAACUGACGUUUCUCUAAUAUCUAUCCCCAAUCGCUAUCACGCGGAUAGAUUGCAGCCAUGGAAUAUUGAGACGAGCAACCAUCAAGCGUCCUGGCUCUUAGGUAGAGUAUAUCAAGAUGCUGAGCGGCUCCAGGGCCGACAUAAGCAUCACUGGACGGUGCCGAGUCAUCUUCGAAUCUUUCUCUUGUUUUGUUUCAUCGGAGUAGUGAUUGACGAGACAUUACCACCUCAUGGGUAUGUACUUUCUUUGCCUGCUCUGUAGUGAGGGAACUUUCUCUUGAUGGCUAGAGCUUUGAUCAUCUCCGGUAUCUGUCCAGAGUUCGAAAUCAACGAUUGCAAGCCGCGAGUAGUUGGACGCCGCGAGGUCACGAGUCCGCCAUAA
Amorphotheca resinae ATCC 22711 is the source of this 524-nucleotide messenger RNA. RefSeq lists its product as hypothetical. The record is from RefSeq and is a predicted model, not a curated record. The transcript has a single exon. NCBI's taxonomy places the organism in Eukaryota, Fungi, Ascomycota, Leotiomycetes, Helotiales, Amorphothecaceae. Bases 108 to 404 code for a protein of 98 amino acids.